Molecule: messenger RNA, 1401 nt
Organism: Monodelphis domestica (gray short-tailed opossum)
Lineage: Eukaryota; Metazoa; Chordata; Mammalia; Didelphimorphia; Didelphidae
Gene: POU5F1
Product: POU class 5 homeobox 1
Biological process (GO): regulation of transcription by RNA polymerase II
Molecular function (GO): RNA polymerase II cis-regulatory region sequence-specific DNA binding; DNA-binding transcription factor activity, RNA polymerase II-specific
Source: RefSeq, a predicted model, not a curated record
UGGGUGGGAUUGUGGAGGGAGGGGUCGAAUUGUCCCCUUUGCUCUCAGUCCUUAAAACCCCUGGUUGGGGGUUAUCUACCUCCGCAUGGCCGGACACCUGGCUCCUGAAUAUUUCUCGCCACCCCCCGGCGGUGGCGGGGCCGGGGGUUCAGAACCGACGUGGAACUGGCCGGGCUUUCAAGGCCCACCUGGUGGGGCUGGAACAGGGCCGGGGCCCGACGGGUGGGGGAUGGCCCCGUACCACCCCAUGUAUGAUAUUUGGGGAGGGGGUGUCUACUGUGAGCCUCAGCCCAAUGUGGGAGUGAUGGCUCAACCUGCUCAAGAGAUCGCAGUCCCCGACGGCGAUACAGGACCCGGGGUAGAGAGCCCUUCCGAGGGCAGCUCCCCAGAACCCCGAGCCACUCCGCGAGUCACCAAGAUUGAGCCGGCGGAGAGCGGAGACGAGCAGCCACAAGAGAACCCUUCCCCGGAGGAGCUGGAGCAAUUUGCCAAGGAACUAAAGCGGAAGAGGAUCACUCUGGGUUAUACCCAGGCUGAUGUGGGCAUCACCUUGGGUGCUCUCUUUGGCAAGGUUUUUAGCCAGACCACCAUCUGUCGAUUUGAGGCACUACAACUCAGCUUCAAGAACAUGUGCAAGCUAAGACCUCUACUCCAGAAAUGGCUGGAAGCAGCUGAUGACAACGACCACCUUCAGGAGCUGUGUAAGGCUGAGACAGUUCUUCAACAAGCCAGAAAGAGGAAGCGUACAAGCAUUGAGAACGGAGUUCGGGGAAACUUGGAGACCAUGUUUCUCCAGUGCCCGAAGCCCACACUUCAGCAGAUCAGCAAUAUUGCCGAGGAGCUGGGUCUUGAGAAAGAUGUUGUCCGGGUUUGGUUCUGUAACCGGCGUCAGAAGGGCAAACGGAGCAACGGCAACUCACCCCGGGAGGAUUUUGAGGCAGCUGGCUCUUUCCCUGGGGGACCUGUGCCUUUUCCCCUAGUGCCAGGUCCUCCCUUCAGUCAUCCCAGUUAUGGGGGCCCUCAUUUCACCACUCUUUAUUCCCCGGCCCCCUUCACAGAGGGGGAUGCCUUCUCCCCUGUCCCUGUUACCCCUCUGGGCUCUACUAUGCAUUCAAGCUGAAGGGCUACCGCCCAUCCUUGGGCAGAGGAGAUGAGAGAAAUAGAGAGAUGAGGAAGGUCUGGGAGUUGGUGGAUUGAGCUCUCCCUAUAUCCUGGGAGCAGUUGGGAAUAGGGAAAGUUGAGAUCAGUAUUUCAGAGAUUAAUAAACUUUUUUUUUUUUGGAGGGGAAUAGGUGGGAGGGAAGUUGGGAAGUUUGUUGCUUGUUUGUUCUGCAUCUCUUUCAUUGCCCAACUCUUAAAUAAAGUAAUCUGAAGCAAGUCUAAUCGGAUGUGAAAGCCCUUC